Messenger RNA from Astyanax mexicanus (Mexican tetra), 2130 nucleotides. Its product is annotated as glycolipid transfer protein. Bases 92 to 721 code for a protein of 209 amino acids. NCBI's taxonomy places the organism in Eukaryota, Metazoa, Chordata, Actinopteri, Characiformes, Acestrorhamphidae. The record is from RefSeq and is a predicted model, not a curated record. Gene Ontology annotation, cellular component: membrane; cytosol; cytoplasm. Gene Ontology annotation, biological process: intermembrane lipid transfer; ceramide transport. Gene Ontology annotation, molecular function: ceramide 1-phosphate binding; ceramide 1-phosphate transfer activity. The transcript is spliced from 5 exons.
AUUCCGCUCGUGGCCACGCCCCCUCUCCGCUGUCCGGGCAGCAGUGCGCGGUUCCGGGUUGGGUAGCUGCUGUCGCUCCGCCGCUUCCAGAAUGGCUCUUUUACUGGAGCACCGGUUUCUCCAGAUCCCGAACUCCAGCCAGAUCCACACCGGAGCCUUUCUGGACUCGGUCUCACACCUCCCGCCCUUCUUCGACUGCCUCGGUUCCAAAGUUUUUGCUCCUAUUAAAGCUGAUAUAAGUGGAAACAUCACAAAAAUUAAAGCUGUGUACGACUCGGACCCUGAGAAGUAUGAGACCCUGCAGAAGAUUCUGGAGGCUGAGAAGGAAAUCUACGGGUCAGAAUGGCCGAAAGCAGGAGCCACGCUGGCACUCAUGUGGUUAAAAAGAGGUCUACGCUUCAUUCAGAUCCUGCUGCAGAGUCUGGCAGACGGGGAGCGAGACGAGAACAACCCCAACCUCAUCCGGGUCAACAUCACUAAAGCCUACGAACAAGCCCUGAAGAGGUACCACGGCUGGAUCGUUCAGAAGGUCUUUAAGGCGGCGCUGCUGGCUGCACCGUACAGGUCAAACUUCCUGAAGGCCCUGUCUAAAGGUGAGGAGGUUCCAGAGGAGGAGUGCCUGGAAAACGUCCGGCAGUUCUUGGUGAACUUUACGGCCACUGUGGACGCCAUCUUUGAGAUGUACACGGUCAUGAACGCUGAGCUGGACUACACAGUGUGACCUGCAGUGCUGUGUGUGUGUGUGUGUGUGUGUGUGUGUGUGUGUGUGGGUUGGGGUUGAGCUCCAAGUGUGCCUUUCUCAGGUCAGACAGCAUUCCCAUACCAAUCUAAAAGGCUUAAAAAAUGACUUCAUUAUGUAGCACAAGUGGCCUUGCUCUCUCUCUCUCUGGGUGUGUACAGUACAGUAGGUGGCGCUCUUUCCCCUCAUCACUCCUAGGGUGAUGUGGAUCAGCACAAGGCUGCAUCUGUGAGCUGAUGUAUCAGAACCGUGUCGCUGCGCUUUCCUCUGAGCAUUAGCGCUGUGAUGCUACUCGGCAAUGCUGCAUCAUCAGCAGGUCAGAAAGAGGCGGAGCCUAACUUCAUAUGUAUCGGAGGAGGCGUGUGCUAGUCUUCACCCUCCCGGUGUUGUACCAUCACUAGUAGAUAGAUAGAUAGAUACUUUAUUUAUCCCGAAGGAAAUUUAGGAAUAUCACGUAUUAAAUUCUGUUAAGUGAAAUAUCUAUAUAGAAAUUAUUUUACCAACAGAAAGGAACAUUUGGAGAGUGGCCUCUUUCAUAAUCUAAAUUUGUAGCCCACCGCUAUUUAAAAGCAACAUUUUAUAUCACUGACUGUUUAAUACAUUCUGUUAAUUUAUCAGAAACUGCCUUAAAAAUCUUUUUUAGAGAUAUAUGAAAUAUGCAAAAAAAAAAAAAACAUCUGAUGCAAAAAGAGAGGUCAGACUGCUUUUUAAAUGAAGCACAAUAAUAAACUGUAUGCCGUCGCUGUCAUACAAAAAACUCUCUAGAUUUUUAUUAUUAACAUUUACUUUUUAAUUGACAGUUAUGAAGGUCCAAAAAUGUUUUUAGUAAAUAAUCCCUGUUAUGGUAAGUUAUCUUUAGGGUGAAAAAAUGAAUGCACAGUUGCCAUUUAUUAGAAAUGCCUGGAUUGUGCCUGCAGCUCAUUGGCCUUUUUAUCAGAAACACCUACGCUGUUAAAAAUAGAGGUGCUACAGACUAUUCUCCAUGUAAUUCCAUAAAGGAACUAUUUUUGUAAAAGCUACACGUAUCAUUUUAAAUGUUUAAAAUAGUAAUUGUGAUAAUUCUGUAUCGGUUUGGAGCAGAUAUGAAGAGAAAACCCUUUCAUUGUUUCUAAUAAAGUGGACAGUGUGUGAACACAGUGUGUAAAAACAACUAAAUUAGAGAUAAGUUAGCGAUGAAAUUAGAAAUUUAAAAAUAGAUAUGAAUUAAUUUCUUCCAAUAUAUGUUUAAACUGAUAUUAAAUAUGUAUUUAUUUAUUGAGUUUCUAAAGAACAGAAUGUUUAAGUUGAGGUUAAUAAAUCUGAUCUAAUGCUGAUCUGGGUGAAUGCACUCCCACAUUUUAUGUAUGUUUUCCAAUCUGAAUUAAAUAAAUAAACAAUGAUUAUUUAUUAAA